GUGUAUUGGUUUUAUUCUAGUAUUGGUUGUAUUCUUUUAUCAUUAAAUGUGUGUGAAAUGUACUUUAAAGCUUACAAAAAAGAUGCUGAUGACGAAGAAGACGAGGCGGAGGACAGCGAAAACGAAAAACAAAACACCAAUCGGAAAAGGGCGGCACAAGCACAGAGGAAAGGAGGCCCAAAAACGAAAAAACAACACAUACAAAGAAAAGAAGAAACAGAACAGGAAAAGGAAGAUGAUGGAGAUGAAGAAAGCAGUAAUGAAAUCGAUGGAACUACUGGCAGUGACAAAUCAUACCAGCAGAGGAUUCUAAAGAUAAAAGAAAGGAAACUUCGGAUUGAGGAAGCAAAACUACGGAAACUUGGAGAAAUUGUAGAAUGCUUGAAAGGCAUACAAACAAGCAUACGUUCUACUAAAAACAAAUUAAAGAAGUAGUGAAAUGGUGUGUGUGUAUAAUUCUUCUGUACACAGUGCCUGCAAACAUCAUACUUUUGUAGAUAUAACUUUACACACGUAUUAUAAUGUAUUGACAUUGCUUAUCGACUCUUUUUGGUUCUGGAGAAUCGUGCUUACUUCAGAAUAUUUGCUUUGAAUGGGAUGUCGUGUGUAGGUUAUAUCCAUUCUGUUUUUGUAACAAGGUUACAUAAUGUCUUUUUAAUGCAGACGUUUCUGUAAAGGAUUCGUGUAAAUAUUUAUCUUAAAUAGUGUGCCAUAAUCUAGGUAUUAUAUUAAUAUUUUAUCUACAAUUUCCACCUUAAGUCUAUGAACGCGCUAAUGUCAAAUUUAAUCAUUUAACUUUACACCCAAAACAUGUUGUCAGCGUUUUGAUGCAUCUGUUAGCUCAAUAUUGAAUUAUUCAUGUCAAGUGUGGGGGUAUGUUAAGUCUCAAGAACUAGAGAGGCUGCAUUUAAACUUUUCACAGGUAACUGUAGCGUUUACGGAUAACUGGACCAAUAUCCAUUGCAUAUAAAUCGAUAUAUACGUCUAAUUAAAUACUGGCUUAAGGUCGUCAAUACAGAUAAUUGUAUUAUUAUAAUUUUUGAACGAUCUAUCAUAUAUCGACUUUGUUAAUGGAAAACAUAAUUGGUGUAGCAAUAUUAAGAAUAUUAUCGACAAAUUUGGUUUUACUUUUGUAUGGAAUAAUCCAGACAUUGUUACUAUUAAGCAGUUUAUACCUAUGUUUAAGCAGACAGUUAUAGACAAUUUUAUGCAAGAAUGGCGAGGGAGUCUACAAAACAAUUGUGUGUUGACAGUGUAUAAACAUUUAAAACAUAUCCUUGAAUAUGAACAAUAUCUUGACAUUGUUACGAACAAAUCAUUGCUUAGCUGUUUAACGAGGAUGCGUGUAUCUGGUCACAAAUUACGCUUGGAAACCGGACGAUAUGGACCGCAACGUGAGAAGACAGACAAUGUUUAUUAUGUGUUAAUACUUUAAUAGACAUUGAAGAUGAGUUUCAUUUUGUUUUAAAUGUGAUUAUUACAAAGACUUUAGGAAACGUUAUAUAAGGAAGUAUUACACUAGAAACGCGAGUAUGUGGAAAUUGAUUGAGUUAUUUUCAUCAAAAAAAAAGAUCGGUGUUAAAUCGUUUGUGUACUUUCGUAAGUAAAGCUAAUGAGAUAAGAAAUUCGCUUACAAAUACUAUCCUUUAAUUUCAAUUGAUUGUCUUAAUAUGUUUUGUUUCUGUAAUAUUUGUAUUUAUACACCAACCCUUUGUGCUACAAAAUUGUGUAUGGAUGAGAAACAAUAUGUUUAAAUCUAAAUAAAUCAACUUUCUGUUCUGUUUCUGUUCUGUUCUUAACAGGGGUUAUACAUAAUGUUUUUACUAAUUGGCCUGUUCUCUUUGUUUCAUUGAAUCACCUUUUGUGAUUUAGUAUGCUGUUUGUAACCAAAUGUUAUUCUACUGUACAUACUUUUGAGAGUGUUUGAAUAUCAUAUAAUUAAGGAAUGAAUUAAUAAUGAAUAAAGAGGUUG
Messenger RNA from Mya arenaria, 1972 nucleotides. RefSeq lists its product as uncharacterized. The transcript is spliced from 3 exons. The record is from RefSeq and is a predicted model, not a curated record. Bases 58 to 435 code for a protein of 125 amino acids. NCBI's taxonomy places the organism in Eukaryota, Metazoa, Mollusca, Bivalvia, Myida, Myidae.